Gadus chalcogrammus (walleye pollock) is the source of this 4880-nucleotide messenger RNA. RefSeq names its product protein CC2D2B-like. The transcript has 33 exons. The coding region runs from base 523 to 4587 and encodes 1354 amino acids. The record is from RefSeq and is a predicted model, not a curated record. Gene Ontology annotation, cellular component: ciliary transition zone. Gene Ontology annotation, biological process: non-motile cilium assembly; protein localization to ciliary transition zone. NCBI's taxonomy places the organism in Eukaryota, Metazoa, Chordata, Actinopteri, Gadiformes, Gadidae.
UUCAGGCUUAUUAUCUGCAACAGAUUUAUUUAGGCUUAAUUUACUAGUCUCAGCCUCUUCCGUUAAUUUGAAUUACGUCUGCAUGUGUAGGCCUACAUGAUGGCUCUGUGAGUCGAGUAUUUACCUAACUCUUUGUACCUACUUUGUUUUUAACACAUUAGAAAAUAAUGUGAAUCUUAGCUGCCUCUUUUUUAUUUGUUUGUAAUUUGUUUUAUAACAAUCGCAUAAAAAUACAGAGCAGACGUUGAAGGAGGGAGCGAACGGUUGGUCAGAAUCAAACGCAUGCGCUCAAAACGAACGGUUUUCUCUGCCGAAACCUUUAAAUGCUUCUGUUGAUUUAUUAUGUAACCCGUCCUUUCAGAAACAAUUUGGAUCAACGUUAUAUAUGAAUAUGCAUACUUUCCAUCAGAUUUUGGCGGAUAUGCAGAUACAUAUGGAUAUCUACAUUCAGUAAGAUCGAGCGAAAAGAAAACAACUCAAGACACGUGUGACGAAGAGCAAAAAGCCCAAAAGACACAGUUGAUGAAACCUCCCCCUGGUCGCAGCAACAGGAUAGAAAGAGUUCUUCAUAGACGUAUGGAGCAAAAGCAUUCCCAGAUGUCAAGGACGGUGGGGAACGCAUCCUUUGAGUUCUUCUGUGGUACAUUUGAUGAUUUGGGAAAAGAAAAUGAAGAACAUCAACAUAAGAAGAGUGAAAAGAACACUGUAAUAAUUAUUGGGGAGAACGAUGAGGAUUCGGACCCACUCAUUCCUGGAGAAAUUGUCCAAAGCAGACUGAAGCAAACCCAUGUUUUUGUGCCACGCCUCUCAGCUGUACCCCAAGAACGGCUGGCACAAGCUAAUCUGAAGCUGCGUUGCUUAGAAGAUGAAGGACUGUAUGUCCAGGAUAGACCUACGGUUCCAUGGUGGAUCAACAACAAAAUGUCCAACCGACUCAUUGAACAAGACAAGGGAGAGCGUUGGUUCGACCCGAGCGGCUGCCUGAACUCUCUGCCUGACCCAGUGCAGGGGGGCUGCUGCUUCCAGGCAGACCCCCCUGCAGCAGGUCCCUCUCCCGGCCUCAGUACCGGGUACAUCCAGCCUUCUACAAUAGCCUCAAACACAUCUAGUAAAUGUGAUGCGGCAAUGUGGCAGCUUGACCUUAGCCUAGCGGGGCUCAUAUUCACACAUCACCCCUUGUUCAGUAGAGAACAUGUGUUGGCACAAAACCUGUUAGAGCUCCAUGAACUCUACCACAAAAAACGCCAAAUGCCAGAUGCCACUACUGCCCUGCAGGGCAAGCUAAAGGGAUUAGAGAAAUUGGAAAGUGGUGAACGCGAUUGGUUCUUGGCAGGAAACCAGUUGGGAACGAAACAAGAGAUAAGAAGAGAUACAGAGAGACAACACAGAGAGAUAGAAACAGACUAUCUAUUGAAGAACAUAUGUAAUCGGUGGACCACCAUUAAAAAACACAGAGCAGAAAAUGCGUUCACGAGCACAACUGUCAGAUUACAGCUGCACAGACUCAAAGACAUGGGUGGGAACCAAUCCGCAACUCGGAGUGGAAAACCAGAGGAAUUAUUUGUGACUGCAGAUGAUGGGGUUUUCAAGCGGCGAUUUAGUGAUCACCUUGACCAGGAGGAAGAGGAUACCACAGAGCCUGGGGAGCGAUUGAAGAAUCAGGCCCAUCAGGCCAAUCCAGCCAUCUCGCGCAGUGAUCUGAUCCCUGUUCUCUCCAGAAGCAGAAGCAUCACCCCAUCACUGAGCUGCCCCCUAGGCGAGAGAACCAGGAGAUACGAGUUGCUGCGCCGCAAGAUAACAGUGAAAAUAUUCUACAAUGAGAAACUUGUAUCCUUCUCAUAUCCAGCGUCUUUAGACGGUGACUUCAGAGUCAACAUCCAGCAGAUCUUUCACAUACGGAUAAUGCACCACUCAGAGAAUAUAAUGCUGCAGAUUUGUGAAACUUCAGGACAAAAGAGCACUGAGGUGGCCAAAGUAUAUUUGCCAAUUCCAGAUAGAAACGUGCUGUCAAACUGCACUUCCCUCCUGGAAACUAUAGAGUUCAGCAACAAACCAGUUGUCCAGCCUCACUAUGAUGGGGUCGGGAGCAAUGUCACAUGUAUACUAAAUGACAAGCAACCAGGAUAUCUAUUGAGCAGAGGUAGGCUGACCUAUGGUCUCUCUUGGGCUGUAGAGGAAUCUCUCUUCUCCAUGGCACCCAAAGCAACUAAAACUAAUUUUACCAAUUCCCAGACUUGCCAAGUGUUGAAGAGCCAUACACAUGAAGAGUUACUAGGCCGGCUGAGAGACGUAAAGUAUGAUCCCAACCACCCAUCAAACACGGCAAUCCAAGGGCUGCUCAGGGAAGCUUGUGAGAGGAGAGAUGGAGCCAAGGGAUGCUUUCACAUGUACGCCUGCGAAGAGGAGUUUGACUUCACCACAGAGGAGGACUUCCAUAAGUCCCGGCGGUUUGAGCUCCUUAGGGCCAGGAAUUGUCGUAGGGCUCCGCCCGAAGCUAUCCCACUUCACGACAGCCAGAUCAAAGACUCCAUGCUUGCUUUAACAACACAUUUUAAGAAGGAGUACUCUGCAGUUCCACGUUAUUCACUAGUGGAGGAGGAAGAGGACCCAAUCACAAGUCACAUACUGCACAAUAUUCAACAAACCCAGAGGAUGCUCGAUUCAGCGAAGAGAAGAAUUGAUGACAUCAGGAAGAAGUACAAGCUCUCCGACAUUGUUAAUGAGCAUCAUGGGGCCGACUCACCAAAGAAGUCCAGCUGGGAUAUCUUCAGGGGGCUGCGUCCUCUAAACCCUAGAAGGACCACAAUGAGGAAGUUGGUUCCCAGCUCCCUGCUCGCAGACACACACCUUAAGGUCCGGGUGACUGUCAACAGCGCCAUGGGUCUGCCCGUCCGACAGAAAGAUCCCCUCAAGAGGAUUCGUACCAGAAAUGUAUUCUGGUGUGGCCUGCCUGCAAGUUCCAACAGGGCAACCUUCUCAGAGGAAGAAGUUAUUCCUGAGGUUGAUGUUCAGCCGUUCUUUGAGGUCAGGUUUCAGGGGAUCACAGGUAGGAGUUGUGUAAAACAGGGACCUAAUCCGCACUGGAAGGAAGACUUUACCUUUGACUUCAGGGCCAAAGGAGGGGACUACAGCCUAGAAGGGCUUUCAAGUGCAGAAAAUGACAUAGUCAUAAAUAUGUUUGAUAACAUUUCCUUCCAACGUGCUGAGACUAGUGUACUGAUAGGCUGCGGGGCGCAGGUCUUCUCUGGCAGGCAAUGGCUCGGCGCCGUCACCAUACCUUUCACAACGCUGCUGCAGCAGUCCACGGUGUGUGAGUCACUCCCCAUUGGCCAGUCUCCGCUUCUGCUUGGCUACACCUGGCCGGAGGAGGAUUAUAUCAACGACCAGGCGGUUCGGACAGAGGAGAGCUCCCUGGAAGUCUUCAUAAACCUGGACCCACCGGUCUCCAUAGCUACUGAGCUUUCAGCCAGAGAUGAGGACCAGAUUUCACAGUGGUUGUUUCCCAGCGACGAAGAUGAGGGGCUGCUGAGGCAGGCCUUCGAGUUUGAGCGCCAGUGCAGAGCCACCAGUGAAAAGAAACUAUGGGUAUCGACCACUGUCUUCAACUCUGACGCUAGACUGGUCCUGGCUACCCGGUUCUUUGGCCCACUUGCUCCUCCGAAGGAAAUACUGCAGGACACUUCACUCAACAGCAUGACUGCUUUAGAUAUCCUGGCAAUGUUUGUGUCCGUGAUUCCAACCGUGCCCUGCCUCUCUGGUGUUGGAAACAGCAGGGUCAUUUGGUUAUCCUCUGAGCAGUGCCUGGAGCUCGCAGUGGGCAACCAUAUGAGCCUGGCUGUUCUCCUGUGUAACCUCUUCCACUACCAGCAAGUGGAGGCGUGGCUGCUACUGGGAGAAUCUGUCCUUGAGAAAGAGACGUCGUAUAUUCUCACCAAAAACAACCAUACGUACUUGGUUUGGAACCCCAGGGAUGGAAAGCACUACGACAAAUGUGACACGCGUUGCCCUCUGCAGACGGUGAAAGGCCUUGUGAACGGCCAUAAUGUGUGGUUUAAUGUCCAACGCACAAAGCGAACCUCAGUCAUCAACUUUGACUUGUCAGACCCAGGCUCUUGGAAGGCCUUAUUCCUCAAUGGGUCUCAAGCUGCAACAUCUGGAUUGCCAAUUCAGGUGAAAUACCGGCCCGUUGAAAUGGAAUUGGUAUAUGCCCUCAGAAGGAGGGUGGAAGUGAAGCUGAGGAACAGCAUAAUGGAGUGGAGGCUCCCUCACAUCACUCGCUGGAACACCAAGUGCUCGGAAAUGCUCAGAGAAGCCCUGGAGCUCCUGGAGAGAGCCCGGUCCUCAGACUCCAUCCUGACGGAGACAGUCCAGGUUCUGGAGACCAUGACAGACUACAAGGUAACUGGAUUCCCACUUCAUCUGCCCUACCGGGACAUGAACUCAUUGGUGGACACAGUCUACAACACAGGGAUCCACAGCACAGAGAUCCCAGACACCUCAUUUGCCUUGGCCGUGUACAUCCGCCCCUACCCAAACCUCAUCCUUUCCACAUGGGUCUUCUUAGCUCGUCUGGCCAAACGCCAGUAGAGGGCCGGUUAUGUUGCAGCAGUGAACGACUGGGUAGAUGUUUGGGCCACCAGUGAACACAACUAAUGGGAAUGUUGAUCAGAUCCUCCGGAUGUUGGAUACAAAAACAUGGAUAAAUGUGUGCACAAAUUGUUAGCAUUCUCUACUUUUACAUUUAUAGUAUACAUGAAAUGCAUGAGACCUUAAUCAAAUGUCCGUUUUUAUUAAAAGUUGCAAGAUAGAAGUGGACAGCCAAAUAUUUUCAUAUUUUCUGUACAGAAAUUACUUGUUUUUUCCCAAUUACCCCCCAACCU